GCCCCUGCCCCCGGGAGCCGAGGGCGCGGACGCGGGGCUGCACGCCCGGGGGGCUGCGGGGGCCGCGAUGUUCAGCUGGCUGGGUUCCGACGACCGCCGGCGGAAAGACCCCGAGGUCUUCCAGACGGUGAGCGAGGGGCUCAAGAAGCUCUACAAGACCAAGCUGCUGCCCCUGGAAGAGCAUUACCGCUUCCAUGAGUUUCACUCGCCCGCCCUGGAGGAUGCGGACUUCGACAACAAGCCCAUGGUCCUGCUGGUGGGCCAGUACUCCACGGGGAAGACCACCUUCAUCAGGUACCUCCUGGAACAGGACUUCCCUGGCAUGAGGAUUGGGCCUGAGCCGACCACUGACUCCUUCAUCGCCGUGAUGUAUGGACAGGUGGAGGGGAUCAUCCCUGGGAACGCCCUGGUGGUGGAUCCUAAGAAGCCUUUCAGGAAGCUCAACGCCUUCGGCAAUGCCUUCUUGAACAGAUUCGUGUGUGCCCAGCUGCCCAACCCCGUGCUGGAGAGCAUCAGCGUCAUUGACACUCCAGGGAUCCUCUCUGGGGAGAAGCAGAGGAUCAGCCGAGGGUACGACUUUGCGGCCGUCCUCGAGUGGUUCGCAGAGCGCGUGGACCGCAUCAUCCUGCUCUUUGAUGCCCACAAGCUGGACAUCUCUGAUGAGUUCUCCGAGGUCAUCAAGGCCCUCAAGAACCACGAGGACAAGAUGCGGGUGGUGCUGAACAAGGCGGACCAGAUCGAGACACAGCAGCUGAUGCGGGUGUACGGGGCCCUCAUGUGGUCCCUGGGGAAGAUCGUGAACACCCCAGAGGUCAUCCGCGUCUACAUUGGCUCCUUCUGGUCCCACCCCCUUCUCAUCCCUGACAAUCGGAAGCUCUUUGAGGCCGAGGAACAGGACCUGUUCAGAGAUAUUCAGAGCCUGCCCCGAAAUGCUGCCCUGCGCAAGCUCAACGACCUCAUCAAGAGAGCCAGGCUGGCCAAAGUUCAUGCCUACAUCAUCAGCUCCCUGAAGAAGGAGAUGCCGUCAGUGUUUGGAAAGGAUAAUAAGAAGAAGGAGCUGGUGAACAACCUGGCUGAGAUCUAUGGCCGCAUCGAGCGGGAGCACCAGAUCUCACCUGGAGACUUUCCCAACCUGAAGAGGAUGCAGGACCAGCUGCAGGCCCAGGACUUUAGCAAAUUCCAGCCACUGAAAAGCAAGCUGCUGGAGGUGGUGGAUGACAUGCUGGCCCACGACAUUGCGCAGCUAAUGGUGCUGGUGCGGCAGGAGGAGACGCAGCGGCCCGUCCAGAUGGUGAAGGGUGGAGCGUUCGAGGGCACCCUGCAUGGUCCCUUCGGGCACGGCUACGGGGAGGGGGCCGGGGAGGGCAUCGAUGACGCCGAGUGGGUGGUGGCCAGGGACAAGCCCAUGUACGAUGAGAUCUUCUACACCCUGUCACCGGUGGACGGCAAGAUCACAGGUGCCAAUGCCAAGAAGGAGAUGGUGCGUUCCAAGCUGCCCAACAGCGUGCUGGGCAAGAUCUGGAAGCUGGCUGACAUUGACAAGGACGGCAUGCUGGAUGACGAGGAGUUUGCCCUGGCCAACCACCUCAUCAAGGUCAAGCUGGAAGGGCACGAGCUGCCCAAUGAGCUGCCCGCCCACCUGCUGCCCCCAUCCAAGAGAAAAAUGGCUGAGUGAUGGACGGAGGAGGUUCAGAGCCGGCAGGGGUCAGAGGAGAUAGAGAGGAUCACACACACACACACACACACACACACACACACACACACACGUGCGCGUACACAUGCGUGAAGAGCUUGAGAACUGCACUGUAGAUGAGAAGGGGCAGGCAUCCCCAGGCUUCCAGGCUGGUCUUUGGACACAUCUCCAAGUCCUCAGCAUUGGGAGACACACGGGAGCGCUCACAGGGCCUCAGGACGGCCUCCAUCCCUCUCUCCCUCCCAUCUCCCACCACCCAGAGAGCUGCCUUCUCCCGCAGAGGCAGCCCCCUCCCAACGGUGGCCCCUCCACCUCCAGAUCCCAGGCUCGGAGCAGAUGGAAAAGGCUUCUCCCUUAUUAGGCGCUGCACUGUUUGCGGUGCUGUCUUCCCCUAUUUGGCUUCCCAGAGGGAAGCAAUGCUCCAGGGCCGAGAGAUGUGAGGGAAGGGGCUGCUGCGGGCAGCCUAGAAGGAAGCAUCCUCGGCCGGGUCCCGGACUGGAAGAGACAUGGCCCUGAGCUCUGUGCUUCCCCAGGCUCAGCCUCUGUCUGCCUGGCUGACCAGUCCUUGAACCCUGCCCUUGCUUCAUUUCAAAGAAUCUCAGAUCUGGAGAGAAAAGAGGAAAAAUUGGCAGGGAAGAAGGCAAAGAAGUUGCCCUAAAUCCUCAACUCAGAGCCAGUCAGGGUGGCUUUACUCCACAGAUUUGGGGAGGUUCGUGUUUUUUCCCACCCAGCCCUGAUGUUUGAAUGACCAGACCCUGCUCCCAUUCAUCCAGCCGCUCCUGGGUGCCAGGAACUGUACUGGGCACUUUACACACAUUAUCCCAUUCGGCCCUCGCCGCCCCCCAAGGAGAUGAGCACCAGUCCCCCCACUUGGCAGAUGAGGAGCUUGAGACUCAGAGGACUUUAGGUGACUUUCUCAAAGUCGCAGAAGCCACAUGUGCUAGAGAGAGGAUUCAGAGCCAGGACCUCAGACCCUUCCUUCUGCCUGCGGCGAUGUGUACAGGAUCCCGGCACUGCUAGCCGCCGAUGAACCUGAGGCGAACAGGCCAAGCAUGCAAGGCACCUCCCAGAGCAGGCGGGUGAGGGAGCAGGGCCAGCCGGCAUUUUGUGGGCCAUCAGUCUGGCCAUCUGUCACAUCACAGAAGCAAACCGUGCCGUCUGGCUACGCAGCCCAUGUUCCUAAAGUCACAGAAGUCCAACAGCGCCAGCGGGAGAGUGGGUCGGCCUGCUGGAUGCUGUUUGCCCCUGUCAAUGCUCCACCACCCACCCAGGGCCUGGAAUCACCCAGCUCAGAGGCAGCCACCUCGUCUCCUCAAGUGGGUCUCGUGCUGAUCCUCAGAAAGCUAAUGUGGGGGGUCUGAGGUCAUGUUCCCUGCAGGAGCCCCAGCGACCCUGCAGCAUCCUUGACACAUCCCUGCCAUUCUCAGUGCCCUACGCCCUCCUUCGUGGUCUUUCCCUUGGCUUGCUUUGUGGCCACUGAACCAAUCACUUUGUAUGCUAUACUCCUACUGUGAUGGAAAAUAGAAACAAGUGUAACUUAUUUUAUAUCUAUGUUCAAACUAUAUAGAGAAUAUUCUAUGUACUAUGAUGUGCUUACUACUGCAGUGCAUUUGUCAUUAGUAUUCAUGUUAAUACAGCACAUUUAUCCUUUGGUA
This is a messenger RNA of Canis lupus familiaris (dog), 3348 nucleotides long. It is a transcript of the gene EHD3, whose product is annotated as EH domain containing 3. Gene Ontology annotation, biological process: endosomal transport; endocytosis. The coding region runs from base 68 to 1675 and encodes 535 amino acids. The transcript is spliced from 6 exons. NCBI's taxonomy places the organism in Eukaryota, Metazoa, Chordata, Mammalia, Carnivora, Canidae. The record is from RefSeq and is a predicted model, not a curated record. Gene Ontology annotation, molecular function: GTP binding; calcium ion binding; protein binding. Gene Ontology annotation, cellular component: cytoplasm; plasma membrane.